Messenger RNA from Polychytrium aggregatum, 2154 nucleotides. RefSeq names its product Cupredoxin. Gene Ontology annotation, molecular function: copper ion binding; ferroxidase activity. The record is from RefSeq and is a predicted model, not a curated record. Gene Ontology annotation, biological process: reductive iron assimilation; cellular response to iron ion starvation. The transcript has 8 exons. NCBI's taxonomy places the organism in Eukaryota, Fungi, Chytridiomycota, Chytridiomycetes, Polychytriales. Gene Ontology annotation, cellular component: high-affinity iron permease complex. The coding region runs from base 163 to 1890 and encodes 575 amino acids.
CGCCCUCGCCAUCCCUACAACACAUCUCAUCCCGCCGCCUGGGCUCCCUGCUUUGCCCCCGCCUUCCCAGCCAGACUGCCAUAUUCGCACGUCGGCAACGCUGAUCUCUGACACCUGCUCCACAGCCCAUCCCGAACACUCGAUCCCAAACACUCGAUCCCAAUGGCCAAAGCCAGCACCCUGGGCGUGUGGCUGUUGCUCGCCACUUUGGCCUUCGUCGCCAGAGCCGCAAACGUUACCGUGAACUGGGAUAUCACCUAUGUCUACAACGUCAACCCCGACGGCCUCGCCGCACGCUGGGUGAUCGGCGUCAACGGAUCGUGGCCCAUCCCCGCCAUCAAUGUCACCGAGGGCGAUCUGCUCAUUCUUAGUGUCAAAAACUCCCUCAACGUAUCGACGUCCCUCCACACCCACGGCAUGUUCCAGAACGGAACAGGAUAUUAUGACGGCGUGCCCGGUGUGGUGCAGUGCCCCAUUCAGCCUGGCCAGUCCUUCACCUAUCGCAUCCCCAUGCAGCAGCACGGCACCUACUGGAUCCAUGCCCACUACAAGGGCCAGUACGGCGAUGGCCUGCGCACUGCACUCAUCAUCAAACCCAAGGCCGCCGAGGUAUACAAAUAUGACCAGGAGUACACUGUUGUCCUCUCCGACUGGUACCACACUCCCCAUGACGACCUCAUGGUGUGGUUCAUGAGCCCUUACAAUCCCACCGGAUCCGAGCCCAUUCCAGACUCGACUUUGAUCAACGACAACUCGGACAACAGCACCUUCGCCAUCACCGCCGGCAAGACUUAUCGCUUCCGUCUGAUCAACGUGUCGCUCAUGCCAUCGAUGUUCAUUUCCAUCGACGGUCACAACAUGACCAUCAUCGAGGUCGAUGGUAUUGAUGUUCAGCCGUACACCGUGCAAUCGUUCGCCAUCACAACUGCCCAGCGAUACUCGAUCCUCGUCACGGCCCUCAACACCACCACCCAGAACUUCCAGUUCCACGCUGACACUGACCCCAGCAUGCUGGACUUUCCCGACAAGUGCACCAAGCCCAAUGCGACUGCCACGUUGAUCUACAACGCCACAGCUCCGACGGCCGUCAUGGAUCGUGUGCCCUGGAACAUGACCUUCAACGACAUGGAGCUGGUCCCGGUCGUCCCAGUCGCCGCGGUUGACCCUGACACAUCCUUUGAGCUGAAUGUUAUUCUCAAUGUUUUCGACGAUGCCUCCAACCACGCCACUUUCAACAAUAUUGUCUACGCUGCUCCUCCCGUCACUCCGGCUCUCUGGACUGCGCUGACCAUGGGCCCGCAGGCCACCGAUCCGACUGUCUACGGUCAGAACAGCCAUCCUCUGGUUCUGCAGCAUAACCAGAUGGUGCAGGUCGUGAUCAAUAACCUCGAUGUCAAGGGCCAUCCCUUCCAUCUCCACGGCCACGUCUUCCAGGUAGUCUUCCGCUCCACCGAGGCGGGGCAGUACUACAACUCCAGCAUCGUCAUCCCUCCUCAGCCCAACCCUGUCCGGCGCGACACAGUCAUUGUUCCUGGCACCGGCAGCGCCGUCUUGCGGUUCCGCGCCGACAAUCCUGGCAUCUGGUUGAUCCACUGCCACAUUGAAUGGCACUUCGAGGCAGGCUUGGCCGCCACUUUCAUCGAAGCCCCGCUCGAGAUUCAGUCCCGCAUCGCCGUUCCCCAGGAGCUCAGCAACUUUUGCACAAACAACGGCUUCAAGACCUCGGGCAACGCCAUGGGCAACAACGGCACGGACCUGACCGGCUACCAGCUCACGGCGCAACCCCUGAGCGGCAACUUUGAAACCAAGGGCAUCAUCUCGCUGGUCGUGACCAUCGUCGUUGCCUUGCUCGGACUCGGCACCGUCGUGUGGUUCGGCCACCAUCAGUAGGCAAGAUGGCUCACCAGCGAAAGGUCAACGAUCUUUCGUUUAUUCCCUCCAAAACACGACCAUGACUCAUCCGUUCGAAACAUGUCACGACUAUGAUAUCUUUCGCAGUUGCGCAAGACCGACUUGCCUCCCCCUAUCCUUCACUUGUAUAUCUAUGUACCCCUCUCACCCAAUGGAGCAUCAUUGGUUCAUGUUAUUCGUCUUCAAAAAAUGAACGUCAUAAUAUCGAGCUUUCGAAGGGAUGGCAUUUGUGUGAAACGAAAA